UAUGGUCAUACACCUUCGUGGGUCCCAUCAGAUUUCGUAGCUAAAAACGUGGUGGCAGAGUACGAGACACCAUGGUGGACGGCAGCCAAGAAAGCCGACGAGUCGUCUUUUAGUCAGAUUCUAUCAGAGAAUGAAGAUGGACUCCGUGACGUCAAUGCUGUGGACAGUGACGGACGAACAGCUUUGCUUUUUGUAUCUGGGCUCGGCUCUGAGCCGUGUGUUAAGCUUUUAGCCGAAGCUGGAGCUGACUUGGAUCAUAGAGACAAUAGUGGUGGCUUGACGGCUCUUCAUAUGGCAGCUGGGUAUGUCAGGCCGGGUGUCGUCAAAUUAUUGGUUGACGUAGGUGCUGAUCCUGAGGUGAAGGAUGAUAGAGGAUUAACUCCCUUUGAUUUGGCUAAGGAAAUUUUAAGAGUGACCCCAAAAGGGAAUCCAAUGCAAUUUGAAAGAAGAUUGGGGUUAGAAAGUAUAAUAAGGAUUUUAGAAGAGGAAAUAUUCGAGUACGCUGAGGUACAGGAAAUAUUGGAGAAAAGAGGGAAAGGGAGGGAUAUGGAGUAUUUGGUAAAAUGGAAGGAUGGCGGUGCCAAUGAAUGGGUCAAAGCAAGGUUCAUAGGGGAGGAUUUGGUGAGGGAUUUUGAGGCAGGGUUAGAGUAUGCCGUGGCAGAGGGGGUGAUGGGUAAGAGACUGGGUGAUGAGGGGAAGAAUGAGUAUCUUGUGAAAUGGACGGAUAUUGAUGAGGCCACGUGGGAGCCUGAGGAGAAUGUUGAUCCUGAUCUGAUUAAAGAGUUUGAGGAGGGACAGAUUAAUGUAGAGGUUCCAUCAAGUAGUGAUGGGUGCCCAGGUGAGUAAUUGUGGGCAAUGAAUGAUAUGGGAAAAUUUCAAGACAAGUCCAACAAUUCGACAAAAAUCCUUUCUUCGAAAAAGAGUUGAAAAUUAGGAGGAAACCAUGAUUGUGUGAAUUUUUUUUGUUUUGGAUUGAUUUCAAUAACUGAUAUUGCUUUUAUUUA
This is a messenger RNA of Populus trichocarpa (black cottonwood), 1004 nucleotides long. RefSeq names its product signal recognition particle 43 kDa protein, chloroplastic. Gene Ontology annotation, molecular function: protein binding. NCBI's taxonomy places the organism in Eukaryota, Viridiplantae, Streptophyta, Magnoliopsida, Malpighiales, Salicaceae. The annotation marks the transcript as partial. The transcript has a single exon. The record is from RefSeq and is a predicted model, not a curated record.